Messenger RNA from Arachis duranensis, 1495 nucleotides. RefSeq names its product pectate lyase. NCBI's taxonomy places the organism in Eukaryota, Viridiplantae, Streptophyta, Magnoliopsida, Fabales, Fabaceae. Gene Ontology annotation, molecular function: pectate lyase activity. The transcript is spliced from 4 exons. The record is from RefSeq and is a predicted model, not a curated record. The coding region runs from base 42 to 1268 and encodes 408 amino acids.
GUUCCCCACAAUCUCGCACUUCUCCCAACAAAGAGUGAAAGAUGGCUAAUAAUUUUUCAUGCCUCCUUAUUCUCUUUGCUCUUUCUCUUCUCACACCUUUUUUUGUUUCCUCCUCUAAGGUUCAAGACCCGGAACUAGUUGUACAAGAAGUACAAAGGAGCAUCUAUAAUGCCUCUAGUAGAAGAAGCUUGGGAUAUCUAUCAUGUGGAUCUGGUAACCCCAUUGACGAUUGUUGGAGAUGUGACUCGAAUUGGGAGAACAACCGGCAACGGCUAGCCGAUUGCGCCAUCGGGUUCGGGAAGGACGCCAUGGGAGGAAGAAAUGGUAGAAUCUAUGUGGUGAGUGACCCUGGUGAUGAUGACCCAGUGAACCCAAGGCCAGGAACUAUAAGGCAUGCUGCAAUUCAAGAUGAACCACUUUGGAUCAUUUUCCAGAGAGAUAUGGUCAUCAAUUUGAAGGAAGAGCUUUUGGUAAAUUCCUUCAAGACAAUUGAUGGAAGGGGUGCUAGUGUUCACAUUGCUGGUGGGGGAUGCAUCACCAUACAUUAUGUGAGCAACAUCAUCAUACAUGGGAUUCACAUCCAUGAUUGCAAGCCAACAGGGAACACAAACAUUAGAGACUCACCAGAACAUUCUGGGUUUUGGACGGUCUCAGAUGGUGAUGGAGUGUCCAUAUUUAACUCAAAGCAUAUAUGGGUUGAUCAUUGCUCCUUGUCUAAUUGCCGUGAUGGUCUCAUUGAUGCCAUUCAUGGAUCCACAGCUAUAACCAUCUCCAACAACUACAUGACUCAUCAUGAUAAGGUCAUGCUUUUGGGACACAGUGAUUCCUACACACAAGACAAGGACAUGCAGGUCACCAUUGCAUUCAAUCAUUUUGGUGAAGGCCUUGUCCAAAGAAUGCCAAGGUGUAGACACGGUUAUUUCCAUGUGGUGAACAACGACUAUACACACUGGGAAAUGUAUGCAAUUGGAGGCAGUGCAAAUCCUACCAUCAACAGCCAAGGCAACCGUUUUCUUGCACCGGAUAACCGUUUCAGCAAGGAAGUAACGAAGCACGAAGACGCGCCGCAGAGCGAGUGGGCCAACUGGAACUGGAGGUCAGAGGGAGACCUCUUCUUGAAUGGAGCAUUCUUCAGGGCGUCCGGCGCCGGUGCUUCUUCCGGCAGCUACGCUCGAGCGUCCAGCCUCAGCGCAAGACCUUCUUCUCUCGUUGGUUCCAUAACUACCACUGCCGGUGCGCUUAACUGUCGCAAGGGGUCACGCUGUUGAUUUACUCUAAGCGGACCUACCAGAGUAUAAUUAUAAUUUAUUCUCAGAGCACCUAAGAAUUUCAUCUCUAUUAAAAAAAAGUGAUUAAUUAUGAGAUGUUGUGCUUCCCCUGCAGUUUACACCUAACUAAUUUCAAGUUUUCAACAUCUCCUUUUGCUUUUCAAAUGGAUAUGUAUGUGUAUUGCUUUUGGAAUGCAAAGAAAGUGCAGUUAUUAGUGUUGUUUUAA